Molecule: messenger RNA, 831 nt
Organism: [Torrubiella] hemipterigena
Lineage: Eukaryota; Fungi; Ascomycota; Sordariomycetes; Hypocreales; Clavicipitaceae
Source: the annotation of a GenBank genome assembly
AUGAAGAUCGCGUCUAGAUGCCUAUCUCCUUUGCGCAGGCCAUCGUUUCCUAUACAAGUGCAAUCUGACCUUCAUCUUGAACUUGGUCAUCAAUAUGCUACGUAUCGCUUCCCAGCCACUGCGCCAUUCCUCCUCCUAGCUGGUGACGUUGGAUGUCUAAAAGAUUAUGCUGCGUACAAGAACUUUCUUAGUGCGCAAGCGAGCCGGUUCGACAGAAUAUUCCUCGUCCUCGGUAACCACGAAUUCCACGGUUCAGAGUACCAAGACGCGAUUGCAACAGCCAAGAGCCUUUGUCAAGAACCUUGCCUUGACGACAAGGUCACUCUCCUGCAUAAAACUCGUUGGGAUGAUCCAGCAUCGGAAUUCACCAUCCUGGGCUGCACUCUUUGGUCGCGCGUCAUGGAGACAGCAACUGAGACUGCUCAGCGCCGAGUUUCAGACUUCAGCAGCAUUUCUCAUUGGACUGUUGAAAUGCACAAUCAAAGGCAUCAUGACGAAUCUAGCUGGCUAUUCGAGCAAGUCGAUAUUCUUAGGCAGCUGAACAGGAGGGUGUUAAUUGCAACCCAUCAUGCCCCCUUGCUAAGCAAUACCGCCUCGCCUCGCCAUCACGACAGCCCUAUUAAAUCUUGUUUCGGCACCGACCUGAUUGGCCAGCACAGUCUCCCCGGUGUUAAGACUUGGGUAUUUGGGCAUACGCACUACAACACAGAUUUCCAACAUACAGGGAUCCGGGUGCUCGCCAAUCAACGGGGCUACGUCUACCCCGAAAAACGUCAAGGGCGUGAACAGGGCGAGUGCCAAUUUGAUGCUGCCAAGUUUAUUCAGGCAUAG